Polyodon spathula (Mississippi paddlefish) is the source of this 4980-nucleotide messenger RNA. RefSeq names its product oxysterol-binding protein-related protein 2-like. The transcript has 15 exons. The record is from RefSeq and is a predicted model, not a curated record. The coding region runs from base 335 to 1696 and encodes 453 amino acids. Gene Ontology annotation, molecular function: cholesterol binding. Gene Ontology annotation, cellular component: membrane; intracellular membrane-bounded organelle; cytosol. NCBI's taxonomy places the organism in Eukaryota, Metazoa, Chordata, Actinopteri, Acipenseriformes, Polyodontidae.
AAUGUAGUUUUGUUUGAAUGACACAUCUCUUGGUUAAAACUGUACCUAAGUUUCUCUUGCAGUCUUUCUGUUCAAUAUGGGGUGGGGGGACUACUGUAGUGUGUGAAGUCUUUGAUCCACUUCCUGGGUUAAGAAAGCAAGUAAUCUGUAGUACAGUAAAUAUUUCCUCCAUUCAUAAGGACAAUGUACUGAAGACACAUUACAAACAAAGGGGUACAUCGUUCCACAUUAGAAAAUGAACAAUGAAGACGAGUUCUAUGAUGCUGUUACAGUUCUAAAGUUGAAACGCUGGUAAAGCUUGGAGUCUGAUGAGUCCUAUGAAGGCAGUGCAGAAAUGAGCUCUAAAGUAGCCAAUACAGUUGUCAGUGACAGCAACAGUGCAAAACAGACAACUAAUGGGUCCCAGCCACAGGAGAAUGGAAUCCGGAAACGAAGAACUACCUUGCCUGCUCCUAUGUUUUCCAGAAGUGAUUUUAGUGUGUGGAGCAUAUUGAAGAAAUGCAUUGGACUGGAGCUGUCCAAAAUAACAAUGCCUAUAGUUUUUAAUGAGCCGUUGAGCUUUCUACAGCGAAUCUCUGAAUACAUGGAGCCCACAUACCUCAUUCACAAAGCUAAUUCCCUCGCAGACUCUAUGGAAAGACUGCAGGUUGUAGCUGCGUUUGCUGUUUCUGCGGUUGCCUCUCAGUGGGAGAGAACUGGAAAGCCAUUCAAUCCACUACUAGGAGAAACAUAUGAACUUUCAAGGGAUGACCAAGGAUUUAGGCUUGUAUCUGAGCAGGUCAGCCACCACCCUCCUGUUAGUGCAUUUUAUGCAGAAGGUCUCAAUAACGACUUCAUUUUCCAAGGGUCUAUUUACCCCAAACUCAAGUUUUGGGGGAAGAGCAUAGAAGCGGAGCCAAGGGGAACAAUCACACUAGAGCUUCUCAAGCAUAAUGAAGCCUACACAUGGACAAAUCCUUCUUGUUGUGUACAUAAUGUUAUUAUAGGUAAACUGUGGAUCGAACAGUACGGAACGGUUGAGAUUAUCAAUCACAGUACUGGGGAUAAAUGUGUUUUGAACUUCAAACCAUGUGGAAUGUUUGGGAAAGAACUCCACAGAGUAGAAGGUUAUAUUCAAGACAAGAAUAAAAAGAAGCUGUGUGUGAUUUAUGGCAAAUGGACAGAAUGCAUGUGGAGUGUAGAUCCCAGCACAUACGACUCCUUCAAAAAGUCUGAGAAAAAAUGGGUGGAGCCAAGAAAGCCCAAGCAGAACGAUGAUUCAGACAGGUCUGAGAAUGAUGAGGCUGAUGACAUGCCUGAAGUUCAGGAAACGGUACAGGUUGUUCCUGGUAGUAAGCUUCUCUGGAGAGUCGCCUCAAGACCUCCAGACUCCACACAGAUGUACAAUUUCACUAGCUUUGCUGUGACUCUAAAUGAAAUGGAUCCAGAAUUGAUAAGGGUUUUAGCACCAACAGACUGCCGCUUUCGUCCAGAUAUCAGAGCUAUGGAAAAUGGAGAUAUGGCUUUGGCCAGCAGAGAGAAAGAACGGUUAGAAGAAAAGCAAAGAGCUGCUCGUAAGGAACGCGACAAAAAUGAAGAUGAAUGGAAGACCAGGUGGUUCCAGUUAAGCACAAACCCACACACUGGGACACCAGACUGGAUUUUUACCAGGGAGUACUUUGAUAGAAAAUAUGCUGACUGUCCGGAUAUUUACUGAGAGAAGAAUGAACUUCCAUCAGCCUGCCCAAUAUCAUCUCAAAUUCGAAAUGAGAUCAGAUUCCUUACAACUGUUUUGUUAUUUACAUGUGGCAUAAUUAACAGCUUGUACAAACCCCUUUCAACUACUGAGACCAAACCAGUAAUUCAAGUGAAGAGUAUUCUGAAAUACUGUUUUAAAACAAGCUGCUGCAUCCAGUGCAUUUAUGCAUAUAAGUUGUUGCUUACAACAUCACUUUCUUAGGAUUUAAUACCAUUUACAUAUUUAGAUGGAACAAAGUUGAUAAAAAUAAUAGGAUUCAAGCCAGACAAAGUUGAGUUGAAAAGAUCAAUGGAAUAUAUAGUGUGUUCUUAAGUCCCAAAACAGUGGUGUACUUUUUAAGUGUGAUCACACAUUUAACACACUUGUGACUAGGUGAAAUGCAGUGUAGAUGGUGGCCCGACUCAGCACUGUGCCAUACCGGCCCUCGCGGACUCCUUAAUGAACCUCAGAGGUAGGAGCUGCAUGUAGUGGUAUCAGGACUGUGCCAUUGCCAAUGUAGUGGCAUCCCUUAUGAAACACACUGUAAUGUUUCCAGUAAAGCCAUGCAAACUGAUUCAUCCACCCAGGUUUACAAUAGUACAGGUACUAUCACCUGCAGGGUAAAAUAAAAACGAAACCAAUGAUCAGUUCAGAUAUCUUGCCCAAUUCUGUAAACUGGCUCUUGGUUUCUGACUUGCCCAGACUGGUGGUUCAUUGAUUCAUUUAUUGUUGGAAAUAUCCAUCACCAUACCCUUGAGCAUUACUGGCAAGCAAUGUAUAUAUAUUUGUGAGGAUAAAAAAGCUGGUCAUUUUAAAGAUGUGUUUUUUCACGGUUAUUGAAUGGAUGUUUAUUAAAUUAACUAACAGAGUACGUAGUCAGUGUGUGUUUAAAGCAAGCAGUCCCGAAGGCCUUGCAGCAUUUUUCAUUAGAGGAAAACUGAAAAAUUAAUUAUGUAAUCCCCUUUGUAACAUGUUGACAAAGCGGGUGUACAGUACUUUCUCAAAAAAGUCAACUACCUUAUACGCAAAUCAGCAAUACUUCACUAAAUCUCAAAAUGAUAGUUUGCCGCCUCUUGUUUGUCAGACUAAACUAACAAAAACAUAUAUUUUAAUGUUAAUUUUUUAAGCUCAAACAGUCACGUAUCUGACUGUACAAAUGAGGCACCUAAAAUGACCUGAUCAUGGUUAUGUAACCAUUGAUGGUGUUUUAGUGCCUAUGAAGAAAUCAAGUUCUGUUGUAAAAAUGUCCAUGCCAACAAGACCAGCAGAAACAUUUUGUUCUUUAUUUUGAAUGGCAAAGUCCUUAUGUAUGUGUAUCACAUGUAGAACAUAAGUGACCAGUAGCUAACUUUCUGCUCAGUUUGCCACUGAUUGGUUUCUAUGUAUUAACCAUCAGCAAUACUUACAAAAAAGCAGCAUUUCUACAGGCCUAUAGAUUCUUGUACAUUUAAAUAUUAAUAUGUGACCUUAUGGUGACAUUUUAUUUUAAUUGGUGACAAAACCAAACGCUAGUGGUAUUGUCAAUGCAUACUCUAAAAACAUGAUUUUAGGGGGUAAUCUAUCAUUACAGCUGGAAAUGAGCUUGUAUUUGUUACUAAAUCAGUAAAUACAUUACUUGCAAGUCUUGGAUAGUUUUUAUAUAUGCAUUGCAAGCAUAAAAAGACUGUGAUAUACUAAGCACACAUUAACUGGUAUAAGUCCUUAAAAGUAGGGUUCAAAGCUUAGUCAGGCAGAAUUAGAUAGUUAACUUUCAUUUAUCUUUCAGUAAUUCAAAUGCAAAUAAAUAUAAACUAACACUGGCUUAUCCAUUGAAUUUAUUUGUUGCAAACAUAGUGAUUAAUUAUAUGCUUAAACCGAACCCUGAAAAUAGCAUUAAUUCCUAAAAUGGGUGGCUUGCAGGAAUAUGUGUUGAAUAAUUUCUGUGAACUACUGUUUAAAAUUAAAUAAGAAACCACAAUGUCUAAUUUUAAAUGUAAACAACAAUUUAAAUACAGCUACCCUUUUAAUUAUGUUAAAUUCUGCACCAUAAACUUUUUAUGAAUAAAACUUGAAUUUUACAUAUAUUGCAAGGGGCUAAAGAACAACAUUUGUGUACAGAGUAGAAACUUCAAUAGUCUUCAUUAAGAAUAAAUGUUGGGUUGUAUUUUUGUGAUUGGUAAGGUAUGACCGAAGAAUAUGUACAGUAGAUACUUUUCGAAUAAUAUAGUAAUAAUGAAAAAACACAUCUCUGAUUGUCAGCUAUCUUCCAUAUUCACAGUUUUGUUGUCAGUGGUUCCUCUGAAAAACACCUUCAUGUGCCAUAAAGCAAUUAUAAUUUGACCGUAGUGUUGGCUUUUAAAAAAAACAUUUCCAGAAUCUAUGCAAACAAUCAUCAAUAUGCACUUUCACACACAAUCUAUAUGGACAAUAUGCAUACUUUAGUUGGCCUUUUGUGCUUUUUGGCAGCUGGCUGAUCGGAAGGUUUACAGAAGCACAGAGCCCAUUGGCAAAAGAAAAUGCACAACAAAGAGGUGAUACAGAGGCAGCUGUUUUAGAUGGAUAUGAUUAAAUUAGACUUCACAAUAUGACAAGAGUUAGUUUGAACAGAGAUUGUUAUUUAGCAUUUGCAGUUUAAAGACCCUUUAGUUUUAAUGAGAUUAUUGUACUAUUUUGAACAGGUUUUUUUUUUUUUUUUAUUGUUAUUAUUAAUAUAAAUUUUUGUAGGUUUAGGUAAUUGUAGAUGAUUUCCUUAACCACUAUAGGCUACCUAAAGACAAAAUCUGUUACAAAUUCAAUAAAAUACAGUAACAACUAUCUUCAGGCUUUAUGAUUUGAUGAAUAGGUUGGGUGCAUCCAGAAAAUGUGUAAACUUUCAUUAUACUGUAGAAAAAGACUGAAAAGUAUUGCAAAAGUACUCCCUGUUUUCUACACACUUUGUAUACAAUACAUUUAACACUACAGCUAGUAUACAAUACAGUUUUCUGUCUCCUGAAAAUGUAAGUUUGGUCAUUUGUGAACUAUCGAUAUGGAAAUAAUGUACCUUAAAAAAUACCAUACAAACAAAAGUAUUUUGAUGUAUACUUGGCUUGUGGAGUGUGUGGAAGAGAACACUUCCCUGUGUAUCAGUUAGUAGCCCCCUAUUGCAGAUAGGUCUGUAUUUUAUUCUUAGUCUGUUAUCUGUUUUGUUUUUUCUUUCUUUCGCCUUACUCUGUAUUGUCUCAACAAUUGUGUUUGCCAUAUCAAUAGUGCCUGAAGAUAAUAAAAAAAGGCUAUUGUGAAAUGGA